Molecule: messenger RNA, 783 nt
Organism: Vollenhovia emeryi
Lineage: Eukaryota; Metazoa; Arthropoda; Insecta; Hymenoptera; Formicidae
Exons: 1
Source: RefSeq, a predicted model, not a curated record
AUGUCAAGUUUCGGCAUGAAAAUUCUUUUACAGAGUAGUCGUUUUCAACUCAUUCAAAAUGCGAUGGAUAUUGAUUUUGAUGAUGAAGUUUCGCCAAUUGCUCUUCAAUUCAUUAACACCCGUUUAGAAUUACUCGAUCAAAAUUGGCAUAAAUUCCAAGAAGAGCACGAAGCUCUCUGUCGUUCAAGUAAUGAUUCGCUGUUUGACCACGAAUAUUUAAAAAAUCGAAUGUUCGAACGAUGUCAGGAAUUUUACAUCCAUGCACGGGCCAAAAUGCUCGCGCGUCGCGAUGAGGUGGAAGGUUCCCUCCCUUCUGUAACAUCUCUCCCUUCCGCUAGAUCCGCAUCUUUUGAUACCGGUCCAUCGAAUAAUGUGUCUCGACGACUUGGUUCUCUUCCUAAGAUAAAGUUACCUCGAUUCUCGGGAGAUCUCUUAGAGUGGAGGUCCUUUCAAGAUUUAUUCUCAUCCUUGAUACUCAUUAACUCGGAUUUAACCGAUGUAGAAAAGAUGCAUUAUUUGAAAACCUCGCUUAGCGGCGAGGCAUUGAAAUUCGUUGUCAAUCUACCGAUUUCCGGCGCUAAUUUUGCUAUCGCUUGGGACACUCUUGUUUCGCGUUAUGACAAUAAGCGGCUUCUCAUAUCGGCACACAUCGAUAGACUUACCAAUUUGAAACCGCUUAAGAAUAAAGCUGCAACGGAACUUAGCUCUUUUCUCGCCACUAUAUCGGAAUCUCUCGGUGCACUACGGGCUCUAGGAUGUCAAAUCGAACAUUGGGACCAUAGU